AUGCUCCGGCGUCAGGAAGAGCUCCGUUUUGCCCCGGAAACCUUGGAGCGGAUGCGCUCGUGCACCGCUUCGAGUGGAGAGUGGUUGGAUGUGGUGCGGGACUUGCAACGAGAAGUGGCCAUCGAAAGUGGUUUCAGAUCAGCAGCUGGCAUUGAAACUGCUGUGAGGCGCAUGCAGGUAGCCCACACAGUAAAACCUGAGCUGGCAAAGCUGUCCGUUUAUGCACGUGCAAAUCUUGCAGAGGAUGGCACCCUGAAACCAGGAGAUCCAUUGCCAGAUGUACCCCUUGUAGGCCUUGAUGGUCAGAUCUCUAUGCUGAAGGAAUGGUGUGGAGACCUCACUGUUGUAUGUGCGGGGUCCUGGACCUGA
This is a messenger RNA of Durusdinium trenchii, 369 nucleotides long. Lineage: Eukaryota; Dinophyceae; Suessiales; Symbiodiniaceae. The record is from the annotation of a GenBank genome assembly.